Messenger RNA from Amoebophrya sp. A25, 3774 nucleotides. The record is from the annotation of a GenBank genome assembly. NCBI's taxonomy places the organism in Eukaryota, Dinophyceae, Syndiniales, Amoebophryaceae.
GAAGAGUGUUGUACUAGAGUCUUUGCGAGCGUGUCGAGAAAUCAUCAAGAGAGAGUCCAUCAAGAGAGAGUCCUAAAAAGAGAUAAAACCUCUUCUCCAACAACACUGUCACAAUCAUAAAAGAUGCCGCGUUGUCUCUCUUUGCUGCUUGCUACUGGAUGUUACCUCGCUUUCGCAGGCGCAGAGGAGGCGACACAGGAGACGCCCAUUGUUGAGCAGGUGGUGAGCGCAGAUGUGAAUGCUGCUUCUUCUUCUUCUCCUGGAGACGAGGCGAAAGAAGCGGGAGAGACCCUGAAGGAUGACAAAGAAGAAACUCCUGCCACCGUUGUCGAAACGGAAACGGUAGCUGCGAACGAGGAGGAAGUUGUUAUGGCUUGGAUGAAAUGUCGUGUCCAGCGACUAUCCGAUAAUGUACAUGAUGCAAGGAUACUAAAUUUGGGAUGUUGUACAUGAUGCAGCUAGAAGACUGCCCUAAAUUUAUUUUUACAGACCACCUCUCUUUCCUCGAAGCUUUCCGCCAUGAAGAAGUCUUCGAACAGCACCACUGUUGAGGAGGAGGAAGCCAACAGCACUUCUGUGGAGGCCAGCAACGCGACUGUUGAGGAGGAAGACGACACCAAGGAGUUGAGUGAAGAAUCUUCUAUCAUGUCGAAUCUGACGGUUGCUUUUGUGGGCGAGACGCUUUCCCCUCUGACCUUUCUGGCACGACCAUCUGGAAAAGUAUUAUAAGAUUCUUUUAAAAAGAGCAGUUGUUUUGAUUUUGGAUAAGUAAACUAAUCUACAGAGAUGAAGUUGAAAUAUUUAUUGAACUCUCACUAGCCUACUCCUAUAUCAAGUGAUCAUCUGUUCCUCAUAAAUAUGCAACUAUUUAUUUGUCUAUAUUGUGAUUUUCCAAAUAUGUUGUUAGUGGUCCUAGUACUCCUUUUCACUUCUCUCAUUGGACCAGAUGAGAGACGCAGAUACCGAAGGACGCCGUUUGCCACGCAUGAGGCCGUUUAGACUAGGGAAUUUAGAAUUCCUUUCUCACAACAUGGAAAAGGGGACGCGGGCACUGCGUAAGAAACUGCCGAAGACCCUUCUUUUACUCCGUGAGGCACCAGUACAGCCAGAAGUGGCGACCAGUGAGGAGGAGAUGAACGGUACAACUCCUGAGUCUUUUUAUGCAAAAUGAAAAAACUUCGAUAUUAUGUGGACAAUACAUAGGAAUUUCACUCCGCUUGCGAUGUCUUGCAAUUUGGAAUUUGUAAGGUUUUCUGACUUGUUUAACAAAGCAUUGUGUCUCUAGUACAGUCUUCCAAAUUAUUCUUGAGAAUUUACUUACUUGAAAUUCCGAGUCCCGAAUUUCGCCACCCUUCACGCUCAGGUACCGCCAACGCAACAGUAGCCGAUGUAUGGUCAUUUGAUGGUCAUCAUGUUGCACAGACCUUGGUGGAAUCGUAUCCGAAGCUGUUUGCUUUCUCUGGCACUCCCUACGAACUCGAUGCUGACGUACGACGCGCGCGCCGUGUUUCCGAAGGUCUCACUAUCGGGGAUGGGGAUAACGAUGAAGAUUCUGUUAUGAUUAGUAGGCAUCCAUAGCGUGUUCAGAAACUAGGCAAUUCAUUCAGUCCCGUUUUUUUUUUCUGUCACUAUUUAUUAUAAGGUAUCGACGAGCACGAGCAGGUGCCGGUGGGGCUCGUUGUGCAGGAUCCACAACCUAACCUAACCUAACCACCGACGCUUGGAUGGAGAUGACCUCUAGAAGAUCACUGACAAGUAGUACUUAAAAGGAAAGCUCAUCUUGUCCAAGCACAGCAACUUCAAAGCAAAUCAUUUCCAAAAGUGCAAAGAAGGAAAAAUAGGGGAGAAGAAAUAAAAAACACUGACCAGGCACAAUUAACCAGACCUCCUGCCAGGCACAUCAAUCAAUCAAUCAAUCAAUCAAUCAAUCAACCGCUGUACUUCAAAUCAAAGCAUUUCAACCGCUGUACUUCAAAUCAAAUCAGAUCUAAAAAUAUGUCCGAGACAACCCCACAAGAGACGGCAGGAGCAAACGAAACGUCUACAUCGAGAGAAGGAGCUCUGGAGAGUGUAGAGGAAACUGCGGAGGAGUACGUGGAAACGGAGGACGACUUGGCCAACUUCCACAUCCUUUUAAGGCGUACGACCCUAAUUGUCCAUCUGCAGCUAGUACAUCUUCUGGGAAGAGCUGUCCCGCAAGAGGAAAACAGCUCCAAGAUGAGUCUAAAGAUGGAUUUGAGUGAGCUCUAAUGCUUUCUGCAGCUGGCAAGAUUCGCAGGGCGAAAGGCUUCGAGAAACUCGCAGAAGCUAUGAGGGCGAGUGCGGAUGACAGUCCCGAAGCACAGAUGGCAUCGCAAUUGCUGAACGCCAUGGGCGGCGGAAAGAAGAGAAAGUUAAGGCUCCGGAUUUUCAGGGUUUCGUAGUGAGAUUUGUUUCGGCUUGUGUAAGGAACUAAGGUAGAAGCAUGGAUUUUCAUGAUCAUGUUGGUGAAGCAUGGAUUUUGAUGGUGUGCUGAUGAGAUCAACAGUUUGGCGACAAGGUAUUGUUCCUUGCCAAUAAAAUAGCGACAGGAAGAAGCAUUAUAGAUGAAAGUCUUAUACCAGCAAAAACUAGCUCUAAAAACCGGCAAGAAGCUCGACAGCACAAAGAAGCACGACAGCACCAAGAAGCUCGACUACCAAGCACUGCUCGGAAUCGGCAUGAUGACAAUCAUUGCCUUGGGCGCAGUGUCCAACUUCGGUCGCGGUCAGCGAAAGUGGAAGACUAAGCCCUCCAAGGCUUUCAUCGAGCGCGAACAGAAGAGCCUCUAAUUCGACCACUCCGAAGAACGGAAGUCCCUCUAAUUCGAUCUCUUCGAAGAUGAGGAAACUCCUUUCUAAUUCACGACUAGUAUAGUUCACAACUACUUAGAAGUCUAAUCGUAAUGAUCGUAAAGAUCAUCUUCAGUGCUUUCUGAUGCAGUUUUCAUCAUAGGUGAUCGAGAAGAUAUAAAGUUGUGAGUGUGACUGACGAUACAUAUCUAGUAAGCGUUGAGAAGUUGCAAGCAUAUCUGUCGUCUGUGUGGUCUAGGAUUCAAAAUCAUUUACGUAUGUCAUGCUAGUUAAAAGAACCAUUAUAGAGUCUGGCACCUGCAUCUGUCCAAAAUAUGGAUGAUGUUGCCUAUCUCUUAUUUACUCAUGUUUGUCAAAAAUUUGCUACCUGUUACUACGAAGUAUUGUUUUGACCAACACGACAUUCUUCAUAUUAUACAAGAGCAAGAACGACACCCUAGUAAGAACGAGUGGUCAAUUAUUUCGUGGUUGUACUAAAAAGGAGUAUGAAAAGACAUCAAAUAAAUUCUUCGACAUGUUGUAAUCCCAAGAAUCACCUCCACAGACGUCACUUCAACAUAAAACUUUUUCACUAUUGUACUAACAUCAGGUGCACAUAGUUUAUUGUUUUCUGCUAAAGAAAUUGCUAAAAUUGUCAGAUUGAUUCCUAGAUCUUUCUGUAACGACGAGGUUUACCGACCUUUUCCGACUGUACAUGGUACUCCAUAGUUUUAGGUACUAGAAAAGGAUUUCCAUGCCUCAAACAGUUUGGACAAAACCAGUGCUAACGGUUCUCGUACUGCCACAGGGGACCAAUGCGUCCCUAUGAUAUCACAGGAAAAAACAACACUCGCUAUCGUGCAUAUACAAAGUGCCCAGCACGCCGUCACCUGCUCUCAUGGAAACAGAGUCGGAAAGAGACCGAAGAUGUAGAGGCGGGCAUAGAUGCGCUUCAAGAGAGAAA